This is a messenger RNA of Phytophthora sojae, 1105 nucleotides long. RefSeq lists its product as hypothetical. The transcript has 5 exons. Gene Ontology annotation, molecular function: membrane insertase activity. The coding region runs from base 17 to 1105 and encodes 362 amino acids. Gene Ontology annotation, biological process: mitochondrial respiratory chain complex IV assembly; protein insertion into mitochondrial inner membrane from matrix. Gene Ontology annotation, cellular component: mitochondrial inner membrane. The record is from RefSeq and is a predicted model, not a curated record. Lineage: Eukaryota; Oomycota; Peronosporomycetes; Peronosporales; Peronosporaceae.
CUUGACGCCGCCGACGAUGAGCGGACAGCAACGAGCGCUCGGGGCGCUGCGUCGCGGGGCGCAGGGGCUGCGCCGCACGCCGCUAUCUGGAGCCCAGCACCCGCUGCGUCUGGGCAGCGUGCAGGCCGCUUUCCCGGCGCUGGGAGUGCCGCUGUCGCUCGACAACCGCCACUUCUCCACCUCUGAUGCGGCGCCGCCGACGCUGGAGCUGACGAUGGCCGACGGACAGCUCACAGACGUGGCAGCUGCGGUCACUGGCAGCGGCACGGGCGGCGAGCCGUGGGCCAUCGUGCAGGGCGUGCAGUCGGUGCUGGAGGCGGUGCACACCACCACGGGGCUGCCCUGGUGGGCGACGCUCAUGCUCUCGGGUGUGACGGUGCGCGCCGCCAUCUUCCCGUUCUACGUGUUCCAGAUCCAGGCCAUGCAGAGGCUGGUUCAGGCAAAGCCGGACUUUAGCAAGCUGUACUCGGCCUACAAGUACGCGCGUACGUUCACGCCUGGUUCGGACCACAAGGGACAUCUUGACGCCAUCUUACUCGGAAGGAAAGGCGUCAAGGCUGUGACGAAGAAGUACAACACGCGGCCCGUGCAGACGGUCAUGGGCUCUGUUGCUUACAUCCCCAUCUUCGUCCUCAUGGCGUACAGCGCGCGCGACAUGGUGCGCUCCGGCAACUUUGCGGGCUUCGAUUCGGGCGGACUGCUCUUCUGGAAAAACCUGAUGGAGACGGAUAGCACGUAUAUCCUACCUAUCAUCGCAGCGGCAUCGACGUACGGCAACCUGGAACUCUCCAUCCGCAAGAAGAGUUCUUUCUGGACGCAGGUUCUCCAGUUCGGGCAAUACGGCACUAUCUUUGCCAUCCCGCUCAUGGCGAAUCUGCCGCAGGGUGUGUUCUUCUACUGGCUGGGGGCGUCGUGGUCGUCGAUGGCUCAGACCAUCGCGAUGGACAACAACAACUUCCGCCGGCGCAUCGGGCUUAAGCCCCGAAUCGCGCACACGGAGUCGCCUGCUGCCGCUGCAGCGGAAAUGCUAGGGAAGGCAGCACCAGACACCACCGGAGGGGCAACCGUUGUAGACACGGCAGCCACCGAGUCCAAACAGCAGUAG